UUAAGUGACAAUUUAUUUCUAUUAUUUAUCAUGCAAGUAAACGUAUUCAAUAUAUAUACUCAUCUCUUCUUACAUCGAGAGCAUCAAUAGCUUAGAAGAUCAUUUAUUCUCACUUUUUCUCUUCUCAUUUUGAUCAUCUUCACUUGUUUCUGAUCCCUAAAUGGAACACGAGAGCAAGCACAAUAUGAAUGGGAUGGAGAUGGAGAAAGGAAGGAAGGAGAUCAAUGGAUCGAGAAAAGGAGUUGAGUUGACUUUGAGAGUGUUGGCAUUGGUCUUAACAAUGGCGGCUGCAACAGUACUUGGUGUCGCAAAGCAAACAAAGGUUGUGUCUUUCAAGCUUAUUCCCACUUUACCUCCUCUUGAUAUCACUACAACCGCCAAAGCCACUUACUUGUCUGCCUUUGUGUACCACAUCUCAGUAAACGUGAUAGCUUGCGGUUACACUGUGAUCUCGUUAGCGAUUUUGAUGAUCAACAAAGGCAGAAGAAGCAAAGGGUUGUUAAUGGCAGUUUUGCUAGGAGAUUUAUUGAUGGUGGCUUUGCUGUUUUCCGGCACCGGAGCGGCCGGAGCAAUUGGGCUAAUGGGUUUACAAGGGAACAAGCAUGUCAUGUGGAAUAAAGUUUGCGGCGUUUUUGGAAAAUUCUGUCACCGAGCUGCUCCUUCGCUUCCUCUCACUCUUCUUGCUGCAGCUGUCUUUAUGCUUCUUGUUGUUCUUGAUGCCACCAAGCUUCCUUAGUUUGUUGUUUCGGUUUCGGUUUCUUGUCGUUUUGUGUGUUGUAAAAUAGUUAUCAACAAUUAUGAACUUCUUAUGUUUAAUCAUAUUGUUUUCAUGGUGAA
Molecule: messenger RNA, 837 nt
Organism: Camelina sativa (false flax)
Lineage: Eukaryota; Viridiplantae; Streptophyta; Magnoliopsida; Brassicales; Brassicaceae
Product: CASP-like protein 1E2
Source: RefSeq, a predicted model, not a curated record